Anthonomus grandis grandis is the source of this 1074-nucleotide messenger RNA. RefSeq lists its product as uncharacterized. The transcript is spliced from 5 exons. Gene Ontology annotation, molecular function: protein binding. Lineage: Eukaryota; Metazoa; Arthropoda; Insecta; Coleoptera; Curculionidae. The record is from RefSeq and is a predicted model, not a curated record. The coding region runs from base 85 to 1035 and encodes 316 amino acids.
AGUAUAUAAAAUAAAACUAGAAGAAUAGGCUCUUCAAAUCUUUUAUAGUAACUGACUUAUCAAUACAUACAAUCAUUUACAAUCAUGUCGCAUCAGGAGAAUAAUAUAAACAUAUACUCCUUAAUAUUUUUCUCUAUUUUUAUGGUGGCCAAAGGAAAUCUGUGCACUCCCGGACUAGUAACAGAUAUAUAUUUCAAUGAAAGUUCGAUCCUAACCUGGUCACAAGCAUUAAACCCAGAAAAUUGCUCAAUUACGAGUUACGUAAUCAACGUGUUUGACAUACAAAAUGGUCUUCAGUUGCAGUUUCAAAUACCUGCAACUGAUUUGAGCUACAACUUCAAAGAUAUCUUAAACAUGUGCCAAAUAUAUACAUUUGAGGUGCACGCCCUAACUAACGCAUUCGUCCUAGGACCGUCUGAUAAAAUUAAUGGAACUACUUCAGCUGCCAGCAAUAUGAAUCUGUCGCUCUUGUUGUGGACCAACCCUACAGAUGAUUUGAGCGUAACCUGGAAUUUGAAAGAUUCUACAGUGGGCAACUGCGUCUCGUUUUAUAGAGUGGUCUACUGGGAUCUAGAUAAUAAGCCUUCUGACAUCUACGUUCCGGAAAAUACGUUUAAUUUGCUUAAUAUUACUUCUUGUAUGAUCUACCACGUGCAGGUUAAUGCUAUUGUGGUUAAUCCUGAUUUGGAAGGGCCUAUUAGUGAAGUUGCUCUUCAGUCUCCUAGCAGCAUUCCUAAAUCUCCCCGUUUUGUAAAUAUGUCUUCAACCAGUAACGAUAAUACAAUGUUCUGGGGAUUACCAAAAUUUAUGAAUGAUCGUUGUGCAUUAACUGGGCUUACAGUGGUUACAAUUGGUGCUCCAGAAAAUAGUUCUGUAAUCACUGUACCAAUAACAGAUAACUUUGUUAGGUCUGAUGUUAAAGUGGUUAUACCUUAUCUUGACCCAGAUAGUGUUUAUAUUAGUUAUGUGAGUUUACAAAAUAAUUAUGGCUCUUCAAAAAAUAUUACUGUAUCGUUCCAGACAAAUAGUUUAUAAUUUCAUAUACAUAUAGACAUAUAAUAUACUUAUUUUAAA